CUGCGGCGCGGCGACUACCCCGACCACCAGCAGUGGAUGGGCCUCAGCGAGUCGGUCCGCUCCUGCCGCCUCAUCCCCCACACUGGCUCCCACCGGAUCAGACUCUACGAGAGGGAAGAUUACAGAGGCCAGAUGGUGGAGUUCACUGAGGACUGCUCCUCGCUUCAGGACCGCUUCCACUCCAAUGAAAUUUACUCCCUCAAUGUGCUAGAGGGCUCUUGGGUCCUCUAUGAGAUGCCUAACUACAGAGGGCAGCAGUACCUGCUGAGGCCUGGAGACUACAGGCGCUACCACGACUGGGGGGCCACGAGUGCCAGAGUGGGCUCUUUGAGGAGAGUCAUGGAUUUCUACUGAAAUAAGUUCUUCAUCAUUUCUCAAU
This is a messenger RNA of Hipposideros armiger (great roundleaf bat), 379 nucleotides long. Its product is annotated as gamma-crystallin D. The annotation marks the transcript as partial. Gene Ontology annotation, molecular function: structural constituent of eye lens. NCBI's taxonomy places the organism in Eukaryota, Metazoa, Chordata, Mammalia, Chiroptera, Hipposideridae. The record is from RefSeq and is a predicted model, not a curated record. The transcript has 2 exons. Gene Ontology annotation, biological process: lens development in camera-type eye; visual perception.